Trametes versicolor FP-101664 SS1 is the source of this 1533-nucleotide messenger RNA. RefSeq lists its product as uncharacterized. NCBI's taxonomy places the organism in Eukaryota, Fungi, Basidiomycota, Agaricomycetes, Polyporales, Polyporaceae. The transcript is spliced from 6 exons. The record is from RefSeq and is a predicted model, not a curated record. The coding region runs from base 1 to 1533 and encodes 510 amino acids.
AUGCCGCCUAUGGGUGGAAUUAGGCCAGCGCGAACGGACCAUGACGACGACGACGACGGCUACAGCGACGACGUCAAAGACAUGUGCUUCGCCGCAGCUGGCCCACCCCCGCCUUAUCCCACGGCCUGCCUCACAAAGGACUGCAGAGUCCUGAAGUUCUUUUCACGAGUGAGCUUCAAGGAGGAUUAUGCGGCGGCCUACGUUAUGGUGUGUCUUGGCUGUCAUCGUCCUCAGUACCCCGAGCAGUGGGGACCGUCUGAAGAAGACCUGGUCAAUAUCGAAGCCCAGCGCAAGCGCGACCGCCUUAAAAAGCGUGCGGACAAUCAUCAGAAAGCGCUACAGCGAGCGCGCGGCACCCGCAAGGUCAACCGUGAACUUGAGACUCGCCCGAAGUCACAGAAGAAGGAUAUAAAACCCGCUCGACCUUUCAAGAUUGUCGGCAACGUCCUGGGGGGCUUGGUCAACACUGCGAACUCGGCUGGCCCUUCUCGGCGAGACUUAUAUCGCGGGCGCACAAUCACUGUGUUGCUAUGGAACCAGAUCGACCAGCUGCCACUAGAGAAGAAGGUCGACAUCGAGGACGCCCGGCUGCUGCAUUUCGCGGAGGCCGCGUGGGUGCAAGAUGCAUGCGGCCCAGACUCACUGCUCAUCUUCGACGUGUGGCUGCUCGACGUGGCACAGUGGUCAACCGUGACUUGGUCGACGACCCCCAUUGACGUCUCGCUGCAAGAGGACACGGUGUUUGUCCGCGUCAUUGGACUGCCCUGCACUGGGUUCGGUCAUUACCUGAAGCAGUACGAGGAGACGCACAACAUGGGAUGCCGGCGUCGCGGCGUGGAGAUGCCAAGCGAUGUCUUGUCCUGCGAACCCGACAAGGUCUGGGUCGCUCUGUGGAGCGCCAACAGCCAAGGGCCGAAGCUGUACCAGGUCGCGAUCAUCAAAGAGUCCGGACGCUCGGUGGCGCGCUGGGUAGAUCCGCCGGAACUCAAAAGCGCGCACCAUCCGUGUUACUGGAUCGAGGGCGAGACGCAGUGGCAGGGAUACGCAGGCGUCAGCGGAGCGCGGGUCGCGUGCCUCCCCGGAGUCCCAGUCAUUCUGCUCCGUCGCCCAGACGUUCAGCAGCUGCUCGGGCUCGGGGAUGUCCUGGAGUACUUGGAAAACGUACGCGCUAUCCAACGCGCGUCUGGUGAGAGGCCCGCCGCUAUGACUGCGGUGCACGCUGCACGUGCGCGAGACCCGCCAUCUCCGCAAGCCGGACCGUCGAACAUCAAAGAGGAGGCCACCGCACGGGCACAGACCGUCGGGAGUGCUGUCAUAAGUGGGUACGACUCGGACGCGCACGCAGCUCAAGCAGGUCCGUCGACCUUGCUGCGCCGAGUCAAAAUUGAGCCUUCCGCGCAAGCCGUGAAAGGCAAAGAGACGAAAAAGGACAAGGGGAAAGCGAGGGACAUGGGAACGGACUGGCGGCGGGAUGUAGAGGGCGCGGGUUUCCGUGUCCUCAUCGAGAAUGGCGAGGAAGUCAUUGAGAUAUAG